AUCAAUUACAAGUGCCAAAAACACUGCCUUUUACAUGGCUUAUUAUAAAAUCAUUAGUAGCUCUCCCUCCUUAGUCCUUUCUCUCACAUGUGUAGCAAAAUGCUGCCUUUUACAUGGCUUAUUAUAUUAUUCUCUGCAACCCUUUUGUGCAACAACUUAGCAGAAGAAUUUCCUUCAUCUGAAGCUCAUAAAAUCACAAGUUUACCUGGCCAACCUCAUGUUAACUUCCAGCAAUUUGCUGGUUAUAUUACUGUUGAUGAAACUCAAAAAAGAUACCUUUUUUACUAUUUUGUUGAAGCUGAAACUAACCCUUCUUCCAAACCUCUUGUUCUUUGGCUCAAUGGAGGACCUGGUUGUUCAUCUAUUGGAGCAGGAGCCUUCAGUGAACAUGGACCUUUUCAUCCAAGUGGAAAUGUACUAGUGAAAAAUGAUUAUAGCUGGAAUAAAGAAGCAAACAUGUUAUAUCUUGAAUCACCAGCAGGAGUUGGGUUUUCUUAUUCUGUUAAUACAUCAUUUUAUGAUGGUGUUAAUGAUGAGAUUACAGCAAAAGACAAUCUGGUGUUUCUUCAGAAUUGGCUCGAAAUAUUUCCAGAAUACAAGAAUAGGGAUUUUUUCAUUACUGGAGAGAGUUAUGGAGGGCAUUAUGUACCACAACUUGCUAAUCUCAUACUAAAAUCAAGCCUCAAGUCAAAUUUGAAGGGAAUUGCUUUAGGUAAUCCACUGUUAGAGUUCAACACUGACUUCAAUUCAAGACCAGAAUAUCUCUGGUCUCAUGGACUAAUAUCAGAUGCAACUUAUGAACUCUCGCAAAAAGUGUGCAAUUUUUCACAAAUUAGAAGACAAGCACAAAAAGGAUUCCUCUCCCCUUCUUGUGCCCUAGUGAAUUCUCAUAUGUCAAGUGAGAUUGGCAAGUUUAUCGACUCGUACGAUGUUACCCUCGACGUCUGUUAUCAUUCAAUUGCUAAGCAAGCUCAUGUUCUUGAUCUUAACCAAAUGGAUGAGCAGCAAAUUGAUGUUUGUUUAGAUGAUGAAACAACCCAAUACAUAAACAGGAAAGAUGUACAAAAGGUUAUGAAUGCACAACUGGUUGGGGUCACUCAAUGGUCUAUGUGUAGCGGCGUGGUGAACUAUCACAUGGACGAUUUGGAGGUUCCUACUCUUCCAUUACUUGGCACCUUCGCAAAAAGUGGCGUUCGAGUAUUGGUUUAUAGUGGUGACCAAGAUUCAGUACUACCCCUAACCGGAAGUAGGAUGUUGGUAGAUAGCCUAGCAAAGGAGCUGGGACUCAAGACCACUGUGUCUUACAGGACUUGGUUAUCUGAUAAACAGGUUGGUGGAUGGACACAAGUAUAUGGUGACAUACUUGCAUAUGCAACUAUAAGAGGGGCAGCCCAUGAAGCUCCAUUUUCGCAACCUGCUCGUUCUCUCGUGCUUUUUCGCUCUUUCUUGAACGGCAGCCCACUUCCAGAUGUGACGUCGCUUGCUCGAUGAUUUAAUUUCAUGGAUUCUUCCAUAGACAAAUUUCAUAAAUUAAACUAUUGAUUUACUUACAAUCUAUAUCAUGAUGUAGGAAUGCUACAAUGCAAGAAACUCGAAUCAAAAUUAUACAUAACACUUGCAUGUUGUCAUAUACAAGCAAAUCAUAUGAAUCAAACAAAAUUCAUUUGAAGCAGAAUUUGAGUUUAGACCAAAUGAUAUAACACUACGAAACCAA
This is a messenger RNA of Beta vulgaris subsp. vulgaris (sugar beet), 1714 nucleotides long. Its product is annotated as serine carboxypeptidase-like 45. The transcript is spliced from 10 exons. The record is from RefSeq and is a predicted model, not a curated record. Gene Ontology annotation, molecular function: serine-type carboxypeptidase activity. NCBI's taxonomy places the organism in Eukaryota, Viridiplantae, Streptophyta, Magnoliopsida, Caryophyllales, Amaranthaceae. The coding region runs from base 88 to 1491 and encodes 467 amino acids. Gene Ontology annotation, cellular component: vacuole. Gene Ontology annotation, biological process: proteolysis.